Molecule: messenger RNA, 2404 nt
Organism: Plectropomus leopardus (leopard coralgrouper)
Lineage: Eukaryota; Metazoa; Chordata; Actinopteri; Perciformes; Serranidae
Gene: qpct
Product: glutaminyl-peptide cyclotransferase
Molecular function (GO): zinc ion binding; glutaminyl-peptide cyclotransferase activity
Source: RefSeq, a predicted model, not a curated record
ACAUGAUCUGUAAGCUUUCACAGAGGAGAGACAGGAAUGUGGAGAGGAGCGACAACAACGAUGGCUGAGAAGAGGCACAGUGCCUCCAAAAUGCGUUUAUUUCACUCUGUGGUCAUCUGGGUGGCAUUCAUCCACUGCACCAAUGGAAUUCCUUGGACACAAGAAAAGCUCCAUCACAGAGCUCUCACUCUAACGCAAGAAGAGAUCAGUACUGCCCUGUCUCAUACUGAUCUGGAGCAGAUGUGGCAGAGGGACCUUAGGCCGCUGCUGGUUACCAGGUAUCCGGGCUCUGCAGGCAGCCAAGCUGUGCAGGAGCAUAUCAAAACUACCCUCGCGUCCCUCGGAGCAGGCUGGGAGGUGACGGAGGAUACGUUUGUGUCACAAACCCCAUACGGUCCCCUGUCCUUCACUAAUCUUGUUGCCACCCUAAACUCAUCAGCUAAGCGCCGCCUGGUCCUGGCCUGUCAUUACGACUCCAAGUACUACCCACCACAAUGGCACGGGAGGGAGUUCCAAGGCGCCACUGAUUCUGCCGUUCCCUGCGCCAUGAUGUUGGAGCUGGCACGAGCCCUGGAUGAGGAUCUGAAAGCUCAAAAGAGCUCCAGUCCUGAUCUCACUCUGCAGUUGAUUUUCUUUGAUGGAGAGGAGGCCCUUUUCCAGUGGACCCCCACAGACUCCCUUUAUGGCUCUCGCCACCUCGCCCAGAAGAUGGAGGCCACCCCGCACCCUGCUGGAUCCACGGACACCAACCAGCUGCACGGCAUGGAUCUGUUUGUGUUGCUGGACCUGAUUGGGGCUCCCAGUCCACGCUUCGGCAACCAGUUCCCCAGCACAAUGCACUGGCUGUCCAGACUGCAGAACAUUGAAAAGCGUUUACACUCUAUGAAUCAGCUGGUGGAUCAUCCUAACAGCGUGCAGUAUUUCUGGCCCAACAUCCCUAUUGGCCACAUACAAGAUGAUCAUUUACCAUUCCUGAACAGAGGUGUGCGCGUGCUCCACCUUAUCCCCUCCCCAUUCCCGUCCGUUUGGCACACGUUUGACGACAACGAGCAGAACUUGGAUCGCUCCACCAUCCAGAACCUCAACAAGAUCCUGCAGAUUUUUGUUCUGGAAUACCUCAAUGCCAGACCCGCCAUCCCUGCUGUCACUUCAAACCCACAAAAUGCCCCAUAAAAAAAACAACAACUAAAAAAGUUUCUUUCUUUUGAUGUUUCACCGUAGUAAAGAUCUUCAGCCGCUUAUUUAUGGACUGAAAGUUUACACUGUAUUUAAUGCAACAAUAUGCAUUCCUUGAGCUUAUAACUGAGAUGUGAGGUUGAGACUCAACCCUGCACAUCAUAUGGGCUCCAGCUGCAGAAAAAAACAUUUUACAUAUAGAAUUUGUUGAGUGAAGCUUGAUGUCAUCAAUAUGGUCACAUGGACUUUUUUUUUUUAAUGUUCGAACAUAUCUUGGCUUUUGGAAGCUACAUCUUCCCUUCAAGUCCCCAGCAACAAGAUCAGUACACAGGAUCUUCUGUGUGUUUUCUUACUACACUGCACUCUUUAUACCAGCCUAACCCCCCUUUUACACUGUGAGGAGGCAUCUUAGUGUCAGUGCUAAUGUCUAUGAUCUGAUGCCUCGAAGAAAAGGGGACACAGCAGUGCUAUGACACCAUUUAUUUGACAAAUUUGACCCAAAAAAAGUCCAAAAUUGGUGAUAAUUUCAUUAUGAAUUGCUUUUAGGACAGCUGUGCCCUGAAAACUCUUGGUUAUAAUCAUAGGUGUAAAUUUCUGGGGGAAACACAGGGGACAUGUCCUCUUUAAUGUUUAGAACAUGUGCAUUUGUCUCUCCCAGUAAAAAAUAUGAAAGUACCAGAGUACAAAAAAGAUAUUUGCACCGUAAGUUGAUGCAGAAAAUGCACAAAUUGGUGCAUAAAAUGCAAGAAAUUCAGUGUUUGAUGUUCAAAAAUGUCCUCCAGCAUACUCCUGAAAUUAAAUCUACACCCAUGCAUAUAGUCAUAACAAAUAACAUCCAGAUCCUUGAUGUUGUGUGAUAAAUAUAUACAACAUGGCCACUCACGUGAUGCUGCCAAAAUACAUAUACGGCGACGUGCAUGAAAUAGACACACAGUUUGUAUUUUAGCGACAAGAUACUUUAUGUGACAUUUCCUUUCGCACAGUAAAUCUGUUCAGAGCGAACCUGUCAGGGGCAGGAAGUGGGUUUAUUUGUAUUACAACAACAAUCUUCUCAUAUCCCCUCAUCUUAGAUAGUGAAGUUGAUAACUUCCUGUGUUGAUGUUUCAUGUGCCUGCAUUUGUUUAUUUGACAUUAUUAGCCCAAUCUCAAUGUAGAUCCCAGAAUAAUACACAAAGCCAAAACUGGACAUCCUUUUGAGGCUGAAAUAAACAUUGAUUCAGAAUACAGA